ACGUAGCUCUAUCCUGAUUCUGAUUUCCACCCCCCCUCUCUCUCUUGAUUCUUCUCCUUAACAAACAAAUACGCCUUUGAGCCUCUUUGGUCACGGAAAAUCCCAGAGAGGGAGAAAGAGAGAAUGGAGAGGCUUAUCUACUCUAAAUUCUCUCCAAAACCCUCUACUCAUCACCUCCCUCAACUCGGCCGAAUCGACGCUGCAAGACUCCGUCUUCCGGCCGAGUCACUGCGAGUCGCCUCGCUUUUCCACAAACACGAUGACCCAUCUCGUCGUUCGUCCCUUCUAACGAUCCCUAAUAGAGUACCCGAUAAAUACCCUACCAAAUGUUCAUCUGCCUCGUCUUUUCCACCAGUGGAUUUGCAAAAUGGGUCGAAGCCUACACGCCAUUUGGUCAAGAAAAUCGUGGAAAGGUCUUUUGGGCCACGAAAGGCAGUUGCUGCUGGAACAAUUGCACUACUCUCAGCUCUCAUUAUGAUAUUAAUCCAUCCAGUCAUAGUGUCGCCAGCUUUGGCCACCUUCCAAACCGCAACCAAGACGGGGGCUCCAACUGCAGUUGCAGCAGGGCAAAGACUUAUCCGCACUGAACUACUCAGUAGCGCUUGGACUGGUUUCUUCGCUGGUUGCUUACACACGCUAUCAGGCCCUGACCACCUCGCCGCAUUGGCGCCACUCUCAAUUGGACGCACUCGACUCGAAAGUGCUGCCGUUGGAGCAUUAUGGGGUUGUGGUCAUGACGCUGGCCAAGUCAUUUUUGGCUUACUCUUUCUAGUACUAAAAGAUCGACUCCAUAUCGAAAUCAUCAGAACAUGGGGCACAAGAGUUGUGGGAUUUACUCUACUUGUUAUUGGUGCUAUGGGAAUAAAGGAGGCUUCAGAGGUCCCUGCCCCUUGUGUUGCCUUAGAAAACGGCGAGUGCGAUGUCAGUGUCUAUGAAACCCUUGAUAACCCCAAAACCGAAAAGAAGAAGAAAAUAGGGUUUGCGACUUUUGCGACAGGUAUUGUGCAUGGUUUGCAACCGGACGCAUUGAUGAUGGUACUGCCUGCACUUGCUUUGCCUUCUCGCUUGGCGGGGGCAGCAUUUCUAGGUAUGUUCUUGGUUGGGACUGUUGUUGCGAUGGGAAGCUAUACCGUGUUUAUAGGCUCGUGUAGUCAGGCAUUGAAAGAAAGGGUACCUAGAAUUACUGAGAAGCUGACAUGGGCUUCCUCCAUUGUAGCCAUUGCUCUUGGACUUGCUAUCAUCAUAAGCCAGUUUUUCGGGUUUAGCCUCUAUUGAUUUAAGUCCUUUUAUAAGGUAUUGUUAACCCACAGGGGAUUGCUCAAAACGUAGUGAAAAGGUGGGAGCAAAGUUAGGAAAGAAUUGAGGGAUAUUUAGUAGCAGCAGUGUUCAUGGUUUAGAAAUUUCAUCUUAUCGGGAUUACUUUAUUUAUUUUCUUUUAGAUGGUUGUUAUUUUACAAAAAUUUGGACCUUUCUGCAUUCUGAUUAACUAUUUGUGACUUGAGUUUUCA
Molecule: messenger RNA, 1508 nt
Organism: Rhododendron vialii
Lineage: Eukaryota; Viridiplantae; Streptophyta; Magnoliopsida; Ericales; Ericaceae
Product: chloroplast protein FOR GROWTH AND FERTILITY 2-like
Exons: 2
Coding region: 124-1275 (383 amino acids)
Source: RefSeq, a predicted model, not a curated record